GCGGCGGGAGUGUUGGGGGUGGUGAUGGUGCUGGUGCUGGUGGUGUUGAUCCCGGUGUUGGUGAACAGCGCGGGCGGAGCGGCGCAUUAUGAGAUGCUGGGCAGCUGCCGCAUGGUGUGUGACCCGUACGGCACGCGCUCUCCGAGCAGCACCGCUCCAGCGCACGCGCUCCCGGAGAAUGCGCUGGUCCAGUCUUUACCCACCUUCAUCCAGGGUCCGAAAGGAGAGCCGGGACGUCCGGGGAAAAUCGGCUCCAGGGGUCCACCGGGUGAGCCGGGCGCACCAGGUCCUCCGGGACCACCUGGAGAGCGAGGAGAACCGGGCAGAGCGGGGCCCCCGGGACUUCCAGGACCCCCUGGCCCCAGCUCCACGGGGGCCAUCAGCGCCGCCACCUACAGCACCGUGCCCAAGAUCGCCUUUUACGCGGGGCUCAAGAAGCAGCACGAGGGAUACGAGCUGCUCAAGUUCGACGACGUGGUGACGAAUCUGGGCAACCACUAUGACCCAACCAGCGGCAAGUUCACCUGCUCCAUCCCGGGAAUCUACUACUUCACCUACCACGUGCUGAUGCGCGGCGGGGACGGCACGAGCAUGUGGGCGGACCUGUGCAAGAACAACCAGGUGCGGGCCAGUGCCAUCGCGCAGGAUGCUGACCAGAACUAUGACUAUGCCAGUAACUCGGUGGUGCUGCACCUGGAGCCAGGAGACGAGGUUUACAUCAAACUGGAUGGAGGGAAGGCCCACGGAGGAAACAACAACAAGUACAGCACCUUCUCUGGGUUCAUCAUCUAUGCUGACUGA
Molecule: messenger RNA, 801 nt
Organism: Periophthalmus magnuspinnatus
Lineage: Eukaryota; Metazoa; Chordata; Actinopteri; Gobiiformes; Gobiidae
Gene: c1ql3a
Product: complement component 1, q subcomponent-like 3a
Exons: 2
Coding region: 25-801 (258 amino acids)
Molecular function (GO): protein binding
Source: RefSeq, a predicted model, not a curated record